Messenger RNA from Bombina bombina (fire-bellied toad), 1992 nucleotides. It is a transcript of the gene POU2F2, whose product is annotated as POU class 2 homeobox 2. Gene Ontology annotation, cellular component: nucleus. NCBI's taxonomy places the organism in Eukaryota, Metazoa, Chordata, Amphibia, Anura, Bombinatoridae. The transcript has 16 exons. Gene Ontology annotation, molecular function: DNA-binding transcription factor activity, RNA polymerase II-specific; RNA polymerase II cis-regulatory region sequence-specific DNA binding. The record is from RefSeq and is a predicted model, not a curated record. Gene Ontology annotation, biological process: regulation of transcription by RNA polymerase II. Bases 1 to 1992 code for a protein of 663 amino acids.
AUGUUUGUUCCGCUCUCCGUCCCCUUUCUGUUUCAGCGAGCCGGCUCUGAACACACAUGGCCCUUUAAGUCGCCUCUGUCUCUGGCAGGUGCUGACGAAAUAAGAAUGUCUAAACCAGGGCACCUUGGCAAACUGCACUCAGAGGGGACUGUUGCAGAUAAUGAAAGAAAUGGUGCAGACAUGCUACAUGAGGUGCAACAAAACAAAGGAUCGCCCUUCUCUCUCUCCCCAAAGAUUACAGAUGAAGAAUGUGGGGACAGAUCCCCAUCUCUCCCAGGCACCCCAGUUCCCCCUACACCAUCUGCUCCUUCCACACCACAGGCACCACCUGUCACACAGCAACCCCCCACCUCCAUCCCCCAGACACAGCUUCUCCUAGCUGGCAGCCAGCUUGCUGGGCUCACCGCUCUCCUUCCUGCACAGCAGCAGUUGCUUCUCCAGCAAGCUCAGCUUCUUGCAGCUGCUGUGCAGCAGUCCAACGCCGCCGCCGCCGCCAGCGCAUCUCAGUCAGGGUCUGACUCCCAGACUAACCCCCCCAGCCAACAUCAGCCCCCCCAACUUGCUCUGUCCCAACCCAUCCACCUCACUGCACAGGAUAUUCAGCAGUUGUUACAACUCCAACAACUGGUUCUUGUCCCUGGUCAUCACCUCCAGUCCCACACACAGUUUCUGUUGCCACAGGCAGGACAGGGCCAACAAGGUCUGAUUUCUGCACCAAAUCUCUUCCAGCUACCUCAGCAAAGCCAGGGGAACAUGCUCUCGGGCCAGCCAAGGUCCGCGCUCCCCACUCAGGCUGUGUCUCGCCCUGGGCACCAGGAUCCCCCUCUUAUAUCACACUCUGAGCCAACAUCACAUCCUGAGGAGCCCAGUGACCUGGAGGAGCUAGAACAAUUUGCUCGCACUUUCAAACAGCGCAGAAUCAAACUUGGCUUCACUCAGGGGGAUGUAGGACUAGCUAUGGGUAAGCUGUAUGGAAAUGAUUUUUCUCAGACAACCAUCUCAAGAUUUGAGGCUUUGAAUCUGAGCUUUAAAAACAUGUGCAAACUGAAACCACUGCUGCAGAAAUGGCUUAGUGAUGCAGAGACCAUGUCUGUGGACAGCACUCUUCCCAGCCCCAAUCCCUUAAAUAGCCCUGGCGGUGGAUAUGAGGGGCUUCCUGGCCGCAGACGCAAAAAACGCACCAGCAUUGAGACAAAUGUGCGGUAUGCACUGGAGAAAAGUUUUAUUGCGAACCAGAAACCUACCUCUGAGGAGAUUCUUGUGAUUGCUGAACAGCUGAACAUGGAAAAGGAGGUGAUCCGUGUGUGGUUCUGUAACCGCCGGCAGAAAGAAAAACGCAUCAACCCAUGUAGCAGCAUGCAACUUACCCCCAGUCAGGGAAAAGGGCAGCUGUAUGGAGCACACAUGGUAUCUCCCCCGGUGUCUACCCCCAUCCUAACUUCCCAGGCUUCCAGUAACCUCAGCACAACAGUGACUACCUUACCUUCAACCAUGUUGUCUCUUGCUCACCCACGCCCACCAUCCACUACAGCACCUGUAUCUGCCACCCCACCACCAAGCAACAGCACAAGCGCCAGCCCACAAAGCAGCUCCCACUCUGGACUUAGCUUGACAGGACUAAGUCCCAAUGCAGGGGGCACAGUUCUCGGGGUCAGCGCCGGGUUAAACCCAGCCCUCUUGGCUGGAAACCCACUGGCCACCAUACAAGCUCUGACCAGUGGUGGCUCGCUGCCUCUCUCCGGUCUUGAUGCCAAUGGUAACUUGACUUUGGCAUGCGGAUCCAGCAUCUCUAAUGCUCCGAACUUGGUGAGCCCCCCACUCUUCCUGAACCCAGGGGGUCUUCCCCUCAUCAGUUCCAGCCUGGGACGCAUCUCUUCUGCUGGUGGCACUCCCAGUCUCUCCCCUUCUUCUACCACUUCCUCUGCAGAAGUUGCUGUCCCUACUCUCCAACCAAGUCCAGAAAGCUCCCAGCACAGUGGGGAGAGUGAGUGA